AUGGCUUUUAUUCCCGUAAAAUCUCUGAUGACUACUUUAGAGCUUCAGUUUCUACACCCCCAACCACGAGUGAUUCUCACAAACAAAAUGCAGAUUAUGUCUCUUCAUGAAAAACUUGGGCAUUUGCUAGUUUUUCUUGAGGAGUGUGAGAAGAAAGAGAACAUUUGUGAGGAGAUGGAAGGAGUGACAAAAAAAAUUAGAGAAGUGAGUGCCAAGGCUGAAGAUUACAUUGAAGCGGAGCUGUUGGAGGAUCGUCUAACAGAUACAGCCUUGCAGCGCUUAGUGGAAGGCGUUGAAGAACUGAUGAUCCAGAUUACAAGGAAUACCAAUCACCUUGUCAACAAUAGUAAUCCUCCCAGCAGGGGGGUUGGUGGUUCCUCUCAAGGCACCUCAAUGGUGGGACACUCAGAAGAACUGGAAAAGGUGAUGUCUCAGCUCCUUCGAGACGGAUGUAGACCACGCCAAGUAAUUGCCAUGGUAGGCAUGGGCGGAGUGGGCAAGACAACUUUUGCCAAGACAAUAUAUGAGGACUCUAUCAUUAAAUCUCGUUUCGAUUUACUUGCUUGGACGACCAUAUCCCAUGAGUAUAACAAAAGACAAGCGCUCCUUGACCUUUGUCGUUGCAUCAUGCCAAUGGAGGGCGGUGAUCUACAACUCCAACUGCACCGAAUAUUAUCGGGCAAGAGGUACCUUAUUAUUGUGGAUAACAUAUGGGAAACUGAAGCCUGGGAUGAUAUCCAGAUGUGCUUUCCAGAUAACAAUAACCGGAGCCGAAUAUUGUUGACCACUCGGGAUAGGAGGAUAGCCCUGCAUGCCACCUCUCCAGGUGAGUAUUGUCAUGAGAUGCGUUUCUUAAACUCAAGUGAAGGUUGGGAUUUAUUUAAUCAAAAGUUUUUUGAUAAAGAGUUUCUGAAAAAUGAGUUUGAAACAAUCGGGAGGAACAUUGUUAAAAAAUGUGAUGGUUUACCGCUAGCAAUUGUGGUGCUAGCAGGGCUUCUAUCCAACAUCAAAGAGUCAAUAGAUGAAUGGGAAGUUGUUGAGGCAACAAUAAUAAAUAAUCUUGAUGAACAAGUUUCAACAAUAUUCUCUUUGAGUUACAACAACUUGCCUAGCCACUUGAAGGGUUGCCUUUUGUAUUUAGGUGUUUUCCAUAAAGAUUGUGAUAUUCCAAUUAAAAAGCUCAUUAGGUUGUGGAUUGCGGAGGGAUUUGUAGGGACUAUGAGUCCUAGCAAGAGGCUAGAAGAAGUGGGUAGAGAUUAUUUGCAAGAUCUCAUUGAUAGAAGUCUAAUUAUGGUUCAAAGAAGAAGAUUUGAUGGAAAAAUCAAGACUUGUAAGAUGCAUGAUACACUACAUGAGUUGUGCACAAGCAAGGCUAAAAUUGAUGAGAACCUUUUGUACCUUGAAACUAAGGGUAGUAGCGAUCGUUUUCGUCGCUUUAUUGGAUUGGGUGAUAGGCGUUGGUUAAGUCUUAAAGUAGCAAUUCCAGCUUUUCAUUUGGUCAUUAAUUCCGGGAAAUGUCGUUCCAUUUUAUGUUUUAAUUUGGCUGUAAACUGCGAUCGUGAAUGGUAUUUGCUGGCCAACUCUUUAAAGAAGUUAAGAGUGUUAGACUUGAGCAAGAUUAACUUUGCAUUAGGUAUGCCUCCAGACAUUACAGAUCUUGUUUUCCUAAGGUACCUAGCAAUAGCCUCAAGUAAUGUUCUAAACUGUAUACCUUUGCGGAAGAAUUGGAAUCUGCAGACCCUAGUUGUCGCAGAAGAUGACAAUGGUGCCUGUAGGCUGCCUCCUGGAAUUUGGGACUUGCCACAGCUAAGAGUGCACAAUGGAAGUGUUUUCCAGAAUCCCAAAUGUUAA
This is a messenger RNA of Ipomoea nil (Japanese morning glory), 1851 nucleotides long. RefSeq names its product putative late blight resistance protein homolog R1B-16. NCBI's taxonomy places the organism in Eukaryota, Viridiplantae, Streptophyta, Magnoliopsida, Solanales, Convolvulaceae. Bases 1 to 1851 code for a protein of 616 amino acids. The transcript is spliced from 2 exons. Gene Ontology annotation, biological process: defense response to other organism. The record is from RefSeq and is a predicted model, not a curated record. Gene Ontology annotation, molecular function: ADP binding.